Molecule: messenger RNA, 1151 nt
Organism: Hydractinia symbiolongicarpus
Lineage: Eukaryota; Metazoa; Cnidaria; Hydrozoa; Anthoathecata; Hydractiniidae
Product: E3 ubiquitin-protein ligase TRIM56-like
Exons: 2
Coding region: 1-1011 (336 amino acids)
Source: RefSeq, a predicted model, not a curated record
AUGGCUUUGGCUGAAGCAUCACUAGACCAACUUUCCUCGUUAUUGGAAUGCACUAUUUGCUUAGACACAUAUCAUCAUCCAAAGCAUCUUAAAUGUGGGCAUACGUAUUGCCAACAUUGUUUAGAUGACCUUGCUACUUUUAAAGAAGACGGAAGUGCUGAAAUACCGUGUCCAUUUAAAUGCUCCACAAAAACAAGACUUGGUCCACACGAGACAGUAUCAACGUUAAAUACUGCUUAUGUGGUGAAUAACAUUGUGAAUACGCUGUCCAAUGUUAAAGAAAGUAAUCCAAAAUGUCAGCAAAGCAAGAAAUGUAAGCGAAUUGUCAGCUGCUCUUGUGCAACGUGCGGUGCAAAGAUUUGUGAAAAAUGUCAAAACAUACAUUCUUGCAUCAACAAAUCAUUUAUCAAUGUCACCUUUAAUGAUAAAUUACAACCACUGUGUAAGGAACAUAAUUCCCCUGGAAGAUAUGUCUGUAUUGACUGUCACAAUAAGUUUACAUGCGUAUAUUGUAAAAACAGAAGCCAUAAGAAUCACGAAAUGAAAUCGAUUGCUGAGUUUGGUGAGGAAGCAAGAAAGUGGUUUCAGUGUUUCAUAGGAUCGUUUGAGGAAACAAAAUUGGUAUUGGAAAAAUUAACAAAAGAAUAUCAUGAGUCGUUAAAAAGUUUCAAAUGUAGCAGAGAAGCAUUUGUUCUUGAAUUAAAAAUCAGGAAGUUAAAAAGAAUAGAAGAUUAUCUGAAAAAACUAAACACGGAAGAAGAAAAUCUGCUGCUAAGUUUUGAUCAAAAGAUGAAAGAAUUUGAAUCAAAAAUAUUUUCAAGUGGACUCACCAACAAUACUAGAAUGCAGGAAUUUUCGAAGUACAUGGAAGAAUUCAAUUCAAAAUGCGACUUUGAAUUAGUCGCCGAGAAGUUGGAAAUUAAAAGAAAACUUUGCAUCUAUCUUCCUUACCAAGAGUUAUCCCCAGUUAUAAUAUGCAUCUUAAACACUAUAAUGAACAAGAUGGCUUGACAAAUCCGUUGGGAGAAAUGAAAAUCUCUGUCGAUGAUGUCAACGCUGUAGACCAUAACAAAUGUUCUGUUUACAAAAGUACGAUGGAUAAAACUGAAAAAAUGCCUAGCUAUGCACAAUUAGAAAAUAAUUUGGAAAGC